AGUUUUUUAAAUUUUAAAACUUUUUUUUUCAUUCUUUUUCAUUUUGGCUCCUCAAGAUUGUUCCUGCUUUUCGAUCGUUUUUUCGAAACCGAAAAUUACGAAAAUACACCCAGAUUUUGGCGAUUUUUCCGACGGAGAGAAUCCAAUCCCUCGACAUUUACGGAAGAUCGCCUCAAAAAAGGAAAUGAGUACAAAAAGAAAGAUUGUGGUUUCUUCGGAUUCCGAUGAUGAUAUGCCAUUCACCCAGGAAAAGCAAAAGAAGGCAGCGACACCGGCGAAAAAAAGGACAAAGCCAGUAGUACUAACCGAUGACGACGAAGAAGAAGAAAAUGCACCUCAAAAAAAGACUGCACCAAAAAGAUCGAGAAAGCAAGAAAAAGAAGAGAGCGAUAUAACCUCUGACGAAGACGAGCUCGUGCGCGGAACUGAUGAAAAAAAGAAAAGAAAGGGUGGAAAAAAGGAGUUACCAGUUGGUCAAAAAACGCUGGAUUAUAUGUUCAAACCUUCUUCGUCAUCUUCGAAACGUGAUGAUCCUAAGAAAAAAGUCGAAAAAACAUUAGUGAAUCCCGCAGACUUCUUCAAAAACUCACCAGCGCCAUCUGCAUCAAAACUUCCAAAAGUUGCUCCGAAAACUGUUGAAAAACCAAAAACGCCAGCUAAGAAGCCAGUGGAGAUCAGCCCGUCGACCAAAGAAAACACUAAAACAAAGAAAGUGUCGGACGAUGAGUUCGUAGAUUCUGAUGAUAGUUUUGACACGUUCACUCCUAUUACUGUGAAAAAGAAGACACCUGAAAAGAGAAAGGAGACCCCGAAAAAGAAAGAGCUUCCUUCUGUCAAAAAAGAAUUCCCAAAGAAGCAAUCAAUUCCUGUCAAAAAAGAAAAAGAAACUCCACAGAAAAAGGCGUUAUCAGUGAAAAAAGAUCCACCGAAAGUAACCUCCGAGUCAUCUUCGUCGAGUCAAGUUUCCACGUCAUCAGUCGUUUUUCAACCGAAACCAAGUGGGCCACCCCCAGCACUUUCAUGGGUUGAUAAGUAUAAGCCGAAAAGGAUGGGAGAACUUGUUGGCCAGAAUGGAGACAAAAGCCCAAUUAAUAAGCUUUUGGAAUGGAUUAAAGACUGGGCAAAACACAAUCUUGGCGAAGGGGCAAAAAUUAAGAAGCCAAAACCAGCUCCAUGGAUGUCAUCUCAAGAUGGUACAUCAUUCAAAGCAGCUCUUUUAUCGGGUUCUCCUGGAGUUGGAAAGACUACAUGCGCCUAUAUGGCUUGUCAACAACUGGGCCUUCAACUUGUCGAAAUGAAUGCAUCAGAUGUGCGUAGUAAGAAACAUCUCGAAGCGAAAAUUGGCGAACUCUCUGGUUCUCAUCAAAUUGAGCAGUUUUUCGGAGCGAAAAAGUGUGCUCCACAAGAUAAUCAAAAGGUUCAUCAUAUCCUGAUUAUGGAUGAAGUCGACGGAAUGUCUGGAAAUGAGGAUCGAGCUGGUAUCUCUGAGCUCAUCCAAAUUAUCAAGGAGUCUAAAAUUCCAAUUAUUUGCAUUUGUAAUGACCGGCAGCAUCCGAAAAUUCGUACACUGGCCAACUAUUGCUAUGAUCUUCGUUUUCCAAAGCCACGUGUCGAGACUAUUCGUUCUCGGAUGAUGACCAUCUGUUCUCAGGAAAAAAUGAAAAUUGGCAAAGAAGAAUUGGACGAAAUUAUCGAGUUAUCCGGUCAUGACGUCCGGCAAACAAUUUACAACCUGCAAAUGAGGUCAAAGGGAGUUGGAGCAAAGAUCAACCAGAAGGAUAUGGCUGUGGAUGCAUUCUCGGCGGCUCGUCGUCUCCUGGAUUCUCGUACGACAUUAAUGGAAAAGCAGGAAAUGUUCUUCACUGACUAUGGAAUCAUGCCACUUUUCGUCCAGGAUAAUUAUCUCAAUAUGAAAAAUGAAAAGCAUAGUCCAAUCCAAGCGAUCCGUGGAAUACGAAAAGCUGCAGACUUCAUUUCCCUUGGAGACCUUAUUGAUCGGCAAAUUCGUGGUGGAGGAUCCUGGAAGUUGCUCAAUGAGCAGAGCAUGAUUUCUGCUGCACUUCCAGCGAUUGCCACUGGUGGACAUUUGAAGGCAAUGAUUCAGUUCCCAUCGUGGUUGGGAAAAAACUCGACAGCUGGAAAACGGAAGAGAUUGCUUCAGCAACUGGUUCAACACACACAUCUCAAAGUUUCUGCUGGUACUCACUCAUUUGCCACUGAUUAUGCUCCAAUGCUCCGUCAGAAAAUAACGAAACCACUUCUUGAACAUGAAGCUGAUGGAAUUCCAGAUGUGAUCAGCACAAUGACAGAAUACGAUCUCAUCAAAGACGACACUGAAGCACUCACAGAAAUUGUUGCUUGGCCUGGAAAAAUUGAUCCGGCUAGUAAAAUUUUGAGUAAGGUGAAAGCAUCAUUGACUAGAACUCUAAACAAGACUGGUCGAAUGCUUCCAUACUCGAUGGAUUCUGUGUCAAAAGGAAAGAAACGAGGUGUGAAUUCAAUUGGAAUUGAAAUGGACGAAGAAGGAAAUCUAGUGGAGAAAUUUGAAGAUGAAGAUGGAGAAUCCGAUAAUGAGGAUAACGAGGAGAAAACUACUGAUGUUGUUAUUAAAGUUAGGACUGGUGGAGGUGCCGGAGCUUCAAAAUCUGCUCGAGGUGGACGUGGUGGUGGUCGGGCUCGUGGAGGAAGAGGAAGCAAGAAAUGAUUAUAGAUGUCCAGUAUUAUUCUAACUAUUACCGUAAACUUGCAAUAAACCCUCUUGAAUGAUCACUAUUUCGACAAAGCAGAUAUUCUUGCAGGAAAACUAUUAAAAACUGGAUAAAAAAUCAUGUUACAACGAUU
Messenger RNA from Caenorhabditis elegans, 2841 nucleotides. RefSeq names its product Replication factor C subunit 1 (gene rfc-1). NCBI's taxonomy places the organism in Eukaryota, Metazoa, Nematoda, Chromadorea, Rhabditida, Rhabditidae. The record is from RefSeq and is marked reviewed. Gene Ontology annotation, cellular component: DNA replication factor C complex; nucleus. Gene Ontology annotation, molecular function: ATP binding; DNA clamp loader activity; DNA binding. The coding region runs from base 185 to 2704 and encodes 839 amino acids. The transcript is spliced from 9 exons. Gene Ontology annotation, biological process: DNA replication; DNA repair.